Sorghum bicolor (sorghum) is the source of this 3115-nucleotide messenger RNA. RefSeq names its product pentatricopeptide repeat-containing protein At2g34400. The record is from RefSeq and is a predicted model, not a curated record. NCBI's taxonomy places the organism in Eukaryota, Viridiplantae, Streptophyta, Magnoliopsida, Poales, Poaceae. Gene Ontology annotation, molecular function: RNA binding; protein binding. The coding region runs from base 190 to 2013 and encodes 607 amino acids. Gene Ontology annotation, biological process: RNA modification. The transcript is spliced from 4 exons.
CAUCGGCUCCACGGCCGCUGGAAAUGCCGGUGCACAAGUCUUUACUCCUCUUUCUCAAAAAAAAAAAAGUCUUUCCUCCUCCGGGACGGUGGCGGCGGUCCCAUCCGACGCGGAGCGCAUCGCUGGCACGCCACCGGAGACGGACAGCCGCGACAGCUCCACCACCCGUCGGCUGCGCCACCUUCAGCAAUGCAUUCCGCCGCCUCCACCACUACCGCCGCCUUUGCCGCCGCCGCCGUCUCUACGCUCCUGUCGCGAUGCCGCUCCCUCGCCGCCGUCAAGCAGCUCCAUGCCAACCUCCUCGCACGUUCAAACCGCCCAUUUCCCUACAACCAUUUCCUCUCUAAGCUCCUCUCCCUCUCCUCCUCCUCCUCCGCCGCCGCCGCCGACUAUGUCCUCCUCCUCCUCUCCUCCCACCCGGCCCCCACCGCCUUCUCCUACAAUGUCGCGCUUCGCUUCUUCGCCUCGUCGCGCCCGGACACCUCCCUUCGCCUCUUCCUCAGCAUGCUCCGCGCCGAGCUCCGACCCGACGCCUACACCCUCCCUUUCCUCCUCCUCGCUGCCGCUCGCUGCCCGUCCCCAGCCGUCGCCCGCUCCGCCCACGCUUUCCUCGAGAAGCUCGGUCUCAGGGACCACGACCACACCGUCCACUCCCUCAUCACUAUGUACUCCUGCCUCGGUGAUCACCUCACCGCUCGCAGGGUGUUCGACGGAAUUCCCCACCGGGAUGUCGUCUCUUGGAACUCUAUAAUGAAAGCAUACGAGCGGGCAGGUAUGGUGGCCGAGGUUGAAGGGAUGUUCCGGUCGAUGGUCACUGAGGGUGCAGUGGCGCCAAAUGGUGUGACUCUGGCAGUUGUGCUCACAGCUUGCAGGGACGCUGGCAAUUUGGUGCUUGGGAAGUGGGUGGAGGAGUGGGUGAGGUCUGCCGGGAUGGAGGUGGACUCGCUCAUUGGGUCAGCACUUGUGGGGAUGUAUGAGAAGUGUGGAGAGAUGGAAGAGGCACGGCGUGUGUUUGAUGGCAUCAGCAACAAGGAUGUUGUGGCAUGGAAUGCCAUGAUCACUGGGUAUGCGCAAAAUGGCAUGUCAAAUGAAGCAAUAGCCUUGUUUCACAGCAUGAGGGAAGCUGGGCUGCGUCCGGACAAGAUAACCUUGGUCGGUGUCCUCUCAUCCUGCGCUGCAGUUGGUGCACUGGAGCUUGGAGUUGAACUGGAUGGGUAUGCCUUGCACAGAGGCCUCUACAGCAAUGUCUAUGUGGGAACAGCCUUAGUAGACAUGUAUGCUAAAUGUGGAGAUCUUGAGAAAGCCACAUAUGUUUUUGGAAAGAUGCCAUUCAAAAAUGAAGCCUCAUGGAAUGCAUUGAUCUGUGGGCUUGCCUUCAACGGUCGAGGCUAUGAUGCCAUUCAGCAGUUUGAACUAAUGAGAAAUGAGAAAGGACUCCAGCCAGAUGAUAUCACAUUCAUAGGUGUGCUUUCUGCUUGUGUACAUGCUGGGCUACUUGAGUAUGGCCGCCGUUUGUUCAGUUCCCUGACACCUGUGUUUAAGAUCAUUCCUAAGAUUGAGCACUACUCCUGUAUUGUUGAUUUGUUGGCACGUGCUGGUCAUUUAGAAGCAGCAUGGGAUUUUAUUGAGAAAAUGCCUGGCAAGGUAGAUGCUGUCAUGUUAGGUGCUUUGCUUGCUGCUUGUCGGAAAUGCAAGAAUGCUGAGGUUGGUGAGAAGGUCAUCAACAGGAUUAUGAAGUUGGAGCCAACAAACUCAUGGAACUACGUGGUGUCAUCCAAGAUUUAUGCAACCUCGGAUAAAAUGGAUGAAUCUGCAAGAAUGAUAGGGCUAAUGAGGGAGAGGGGUGUUAACAAGACUCCAGGGUGCAGCUGGGUUGAGGUUCAUGGUAAAGUCCUUGAAUUCUAUGCAAGCACUGAACCACAGCAUGGUGCAGAAGAUAUGUAUCAACUCAUGGGCAUACUGGUAAAUGAGAUGAGACUAGAGGGAUAUGUUCCAAACCUCGAUCUGGUGUAGCACACAAAUAAAGCAUAUUUCCUCUUCUUGAAACGAAAGGAAGGACCUCUGUAAUUCACAGGAGGAGAAAAUCGCGAAAUGAAAUAAACAGAGGAACAAAAACAGCAGCAGCCAACAGUAUGAUGGGAUACCAUGCUAGAGCUCAAUAGCUGAUACUUUCUGCCUGAUUUCAACUUCUUCCUUAAUGCAGUCAACCAUUUGCAGAAUACCAAGCAAAUCAUUAUUGAGAGUUAUGUACCUUCUCACUUGUUCAAUGAAGUGUCGAAUGUAAUCUCUCAUUUAGCUCUUGGGACCUUUUUAUGGUCUACUUCCCACAACCAAGUCAGGUUGUUCCUCAGCUGGGAAGGUAAUAGAGUCCAGUUACACCAUGGAGCUCCUUAGGCCCUGUUCGGUUACGUCGGAACGGGCUGGGAACGGUGCGAAACAGUUCCUGACUAGUUCAAAAUUGCGAACUCUGUGGCUGGGAAUCAUUCCCGUAAAACCGAACGAGGCCUAAAUCUGCCCAUGAUUUUUAAUGGUACAGGACAAGGUAUGUCAAUGAUAAGGCCCUUUUGGCAAUAUACAUAGCCGGUACCUCUACUGGCUACUCAGAUCUGCAGUACUUUGAGGAACUAUAGCAGUGAUAUACGACCGAAAAGGGUGGACAUCUCUGCGAUCCAAACGCUGGAUGUGUUUUCAAGGCAUCGAGAGUGUCCACAUUGACAUUCGCUGUCAGCCACUUUUUACAAGCCCUGAAAUGUGAUGACUGGUUUGAUGCAGUUCAGUAGUUCAUUGCUGAAGAACAACUGAGGUUGGUUUCCAUUUCAAAGUAUUCCAUGGAUGAGCUUGUGCAUAUUUCCAAGGGAACAAACAACAUAGGGCAGUUUCUCCUGUGCGGCUGUGCCAAGCACCCAGGCCUCUAGUCUCUUCGUGCAAAUAUACUGAUGUAUAUGUAUGCAUUUGAAGUUGAUCAGCUGCUUAGUUGCUUGUGUUGUUCAUUCUGUAAUUCUAACCCAUUGACCUGGUCGAGCUAAGUGGUGUGCGUCCUUCAUUUUUCCUUCACCAGACUAUACGAUGUGAGCUGCUUCUUAAAAAAAUAUAUUCUAUGAUAAAUGUAAUGAUA